This is a messenger RNA of Entelurus aequoreus (snake pipefish), 2001 nucleotides long. Its product is annotated as transcription factor 23-like. Gene Ontology annotation, biological process: developmental process; regulation of transcription by RNA polymerase II. The record is from RefSeq and is a predicted model, not a curated record. The transcript has 4 exons. Bases 738 to 1340 code for a protein of 200 amino acids. Gene Ontology annotation, molecular function: protein dimerization activity; DNA-binding transcription factor activity, RNA polymerase II-specific; RNA polymerase II transcription regulatory region sequence-specific DNA binding. NCBI's taxonomy places the organism in Eukaryota, Metazoa, Chordata, Actinopteri, Syngnathiformes, Syngnathidae.
AUAUUGCAGUCUACACGUAUCUCUUAUGUGUGACUGCCAUCAUAUUACAGUCACACUUAUUACACCAUGUACCAAAUAAAAUAGCUUCGAGGUCGGUAAGCACAACCAAAAUUAAUUUGUACAUUAGGCGCACUGUCGAUUAUUGAGGGAGAAAAAAGGAUUUCAAGUGCGCCUUAUAGUCUGGUAACUAUGGUAACUGAUGGACCAAUGGGUGACGUUGGUCAAGUACUUCCUGUGUUGUCAAUGAAUGUCUUCAUGAGGGAUCACAAAAUGAAUUAGUAGUACUUAGUAGUUCCUAAAUAGCGCGGAACACUCUUUGGACUAUCGAUGUCGCUCUGCCCCUGACCCUCCAACUCCGCCCGAGUCCAGCUGUUACGUCAGCCUUCCAGUUUCCCAAGCCCCCCGGAAUGCCCUGACUCGGGACCCCCGUCUAGUCCUGCACUCCCCCUGCUCUUCUUGGCAGCCAAAGACCCAGGGGAGGAUCAGGACAAGCGGACAGCCCAGAUAAGUACCACAUGAAGGUUCCCACAUUACCUCACUCCAAGACGUGGCUGCCUGCAGACCUUCCAGGUUCUGGUUCUGGUGGAGGGUCCCCACAGAGACCCGCGUGGACGACUUCAUUGGGGGAAGAUGCACUCGGCGGCGGCAUUUUGAACGUCCCGCAAGAGUCCGGCCUCGUCGGCGUUGACAAAAAGUGAGGUGAGGACGGGUCCGUAUCUUCUCUCCUCUGACCACACAUGGCAGGAAGUCAUCUGGAGAGCAUCACGGCGGUCGCCGCCAGCCACCAGCCGGCGGAGCCUCCCAUCCAGAGACCCCCAGCAAGCGGCGGUCCUCGGUGCCCGCACAGACGCAGGCAGAGUGUUCGCGCCAGUCGGGAUUGGGUGCCGUCAGUCUAUGGGCCCAGACCUAACUCCAACUGUGUGUGUGAGGUCCCAGUGAGCACAGCAGGCGCUCACAACUCCCCAGAAAAUGCGGCACGAGAGAGAAGUCGUGUACGCAACCUCCGCCAGGCCUUCCACAGCCUGCAGUGUGUCUUUGUCCAGGCGGCUCUUCCAUCAGUCCCACGUGACACAAAGCUGUCCAAGCUGGAUGUUCUGGUUUUGGCGACCAACUACAUAGCCUACCUGACACAGACCCUGGACCAGGGAAGAAGUCUCUCCGAGCACACCUUGCCAUCAAGACCGGGUGGAUACCUCCACCCUGUGAAGAAGUGGCCCAUGCGUUCCCUGCUCUACUGUGGCCAAGUGCUCUCAGGAGGGCCGGCCAAUCAGAGGCCUCCGUCUGGACAGGACGCAGCACACUUCCUUGGUCAGGCCUUGGAAGGAGACAAGGACUGUUAGGUAACUUUGGGAACCAAUCUUGUUGUUAUGUCAGAUUUCCAAUGGGUUGCAGAGGUUACACCAUAAAUAGUCCUUCCAAUGAACACAGACGAAAGGCAUAAAAAGAGCACCAAGGAAAAUAGACAAACUAGAACAAAAAGGAACAACAGCGUCUAACGGACGGUUUAAGUCAGGGGUGUUUAAACAAAGUGAACUUGAAUUGACUUUAAGCAUCUUUUAUGUAUUUGUGGCCUAGAGUAGCCUCUUUUUCCGGGCUACAUACACAUUUGUCACCAAAUCUUACAUAUAUUAGCCACAUCGGACUAUAAGCCGCAGAUAUACACCGGUACAAAAUCAUUUGUGUCCAAACACUGCCUGUAACAGGGCAGUAAAACGGCUGGUGAAACAAAACAGAAGUCAUGGACCCACUAGCUGCGGAAGUUAGCUCUCCAAUCAGCUAAACGGACUCGAUAACUCAGCGCCGUCACAAUGUAAACUAACGCCAUGGGUGGAUCUACACCUGACAUCCACUGUAAUGAUACCAAGUACAGGAGUGUAUCUAGUCGAUACUACUAUGGGUUAGGGUUGUCUAGUAUGUUGACUAUUUUAUUGAAGGACUAAAUGACAAUAAUAAACAUAUGUUUCAUGUACACUAACAUUUGUUGUUACAAUAAAGACAAUA